CUAUGGUUCUAGCUACACGAUACAAAAUUUUUACUCAUAGGUGCAAAGAAAGACGUUUUUUUGUUGUAUUCACUGACUUUAUCACUCGGUGAUUGGACUGAUUAUGUUUUCUAAAUCCACCACUUUAAAGCGUAGGAGGCAUAACAAAACCUCUAAUUUUUUUUUACACGAUCGGUAUUUCAGUUUGUGUAGCACAAAGCCCCAUAAGACAAUAUAUAUACUCUGUAUUUCGUCUGUGGUAAUGAUAUUUAUUUAAAUCGAUCCGAUGUUAUUCAUGCAUAAAAUUGUAGCUAAAGGUGUGUUAGGUGCGUACAGUCGAUAAAGAGAACUGACAAAAUGGCGGUCGCUAAGUGUUAUGUUUAAUAUCAUACUGGUUUUUUAUUCCAAAGCUAUCAUAGAAAACAAGCUACUAUUUUAAUUGUCAGUCAAAAAGGAAACAAUUAAAAAUUAUGAGAAAAAAUUACGCAUGUACAGUGAACAGUGAAAAAUUUGAAAAUAUUAAUCGAACAUGAUUUUUGUGAAUAUUUUUAAACCGUACUCCAAUUGAUAUAUUUUGACAUAUAUGUGAGUUUUGUAUUUAUGCACUAAAUUUUAAAUUAUAAACAAGGUUGUUAUUUAAUUAUGAGAAGAAAGUAACAAGAUUCAGAGAUUCUAUUUAAAAUAUAUAAAAAAUUUUAUGUAAAAACACGUAAAUAAAUAAUCGAAAUUUUACAAAUGUAUGUAAACAAUUUUAAAUAUUUAACUUCCACUUUAGACACAGUGGAUCUAAAAUUUAUAAAGAAUGGUGCAAUUUUUUGCAUACUAAAUUAUAUUGAAUAUAAAACAUUCAAUUUUGAUCAAAUUGAGAAUAAAAAGUCAUAUGCAAAAUAUCACAAGAGAAGAGUAUACAAACAAUAUUACUGCAUAACUGAUGAUCAGAUGAAUUUAUAAUCAUGUAAUCAAGAUAUCUAUAUUCAAGAUACAGAUAUUGACAUCAUGGAAGAUUAUACUCCUAUUGAUGAAGAUUUUCCUGGUCGUCUGCUACACCAAGCUGCUUUGUGGGAUAAUGCAGAAUUAUUAGAAGAUCUUCUAAGAGGGGAGCAUGCACAGUAUAUAAAUAGUCAAGAUUCAUGGGGUAGAACACCAUUACAUGCUGCAGCUAUUACUGAAAAUUCAAGGUGUUUGGAUGUAUUACUGUCUGCAGGGGCAAAUCCAAAUAUUCCAUGUGGACCACGGGGUCAUUACCGGACACCGUUACAUAUUUGUGCAGAACAUGGACAUAGUUCCAACAUUGAAAAACUUUUAAAAUUCGAUGCAAAUCUAAUGAUCCAAGACAAUAAUGGUGAAAGACCAUUAGAUGUGGCUGAGAAAGCUAAGCAAGAUGUCAGCAUAAAUUUGCUCAAAUCGGCAGCUGAAAAGUAUGAAUUGGAAAAACUUGCAGUACAUGCUUCUUUGCGUGCAAUCUGUAUUCAAGGAGAUGUUGUAGCAGCUAAAAAUCUUAUUCAAGGACAUACUUCAGAUUUGGAAUGCAUUAUCAACAUGGCACCAAAUGGUGCAAAUACUCUACUUUUUAUAGCUUGCGAGAUGGGUCACAAAGAUAUAGUUCGUUUGCUUCUGGAUCAUGGUGCAGAUUGCAGAAUGCAUCCUGUUACCAAAUAUUGUCCAUUAUAUAUAGCUUGUUACAAUGGUAAAGUAGAAAUAGUGGAAUUGCUUCUCCGACACUUUCCUAAACAAGUACAAUCUUUAACUGUGGAGAAAUGGUUACCAAUUCAUGUGGCAACUAUAAAUGGUCAUCAUUUAGUUAUUGAUUUACUAUUGAAAUUUGAAUAUCCACAAACUACGUAUCAACGCUAUAAAGACUCAUCCGGAGAGUAUGAAUACGAAAUGCCAUUUGAUAUCAAUACUCAGGACGUUACGGGACAAAAUGUUCUUUAUAUAUCUAGUAUGCUUGGAAACAUAAAAAUCGUAGAAUUACUACUAAAUUAUAAAGUAAAAGCAAGAAAAAUCAAAGAAGAAGAUAUGGGGGUGGCGCAGCCACUCCCGAUGUCUAAAAGAAAGAUUUCGAGCGGUAUACAAAGAUUGAUGUCUAGUUUAAAUUUUAGAAGCAAAGCGUUCGAUAAAAAGGAUGACAAUAUGAUAUGUCCAUUAAUCUUAGAUUUGUAUUGCAACAAUGUUACCGAAACUGCUUUACAUGCGGCUGUAAAAGGCAAGCACACAGAAGUCGUUACCGCUUUAUUAUUGGCAGGUGCCGAUCCUAAUUUGCCUGUAAAAGUUCCUUACGAUCAGAGUGAUUCAGAGAGUAAUUACUCUAGCGCGUUAAUUAUAGCUUGUCAACAGCGUGACAUAAAAAUUGCAGAUCUUUUACUGAAGCACAGUGCUGUAGAUAAUACAUGCAAAGCAAUCAAAAUCGCCGCACAAAACAGAGACGAACCUCUUACGGCAAAACUUUUAUCUAUAAAAGCUUACCCUGAUUCAGAAUACAAAAUUAACAAAAAGGCUAUGACCGAAUGUACCCAAACUUCUCACUUUUCUGCACUAUCCUCUUUUGGAAACGUAACGUAUUCGACGCUAUUUCCAAAUACACCAACGAUGAUUAAUUGGCAUGAUCAACAAUGUCAUCUUUCACAAAUACGUGCUCAGUGGUUGACAGAUGCCGUAUUACACGUAAAUAAAAAGCUGAGUGCUAAAAAUAACGAUUUGGUGUUAUAUGCUAUCACAAGGAUAGAUAUCUCUCUUAAUUCUAUCACUUCCGUACCACCUAUCAUAUUUUAUUUACAAAGCCUGCGAUACCUCAAUAUGGCUCAAAAUAAAAUAGACACUCUUACAGCUGAACCAAAAAGUCCUAAAGACAAAUUGUGUCCAGUUUUGGAAGAGAUGUAUCUUCAAGACAAUCGAUUGGAACAAUUGCCGGAAUUCAUAAUGAAUUUACCUGCAUUGGAGAUCAUGGAUGUUUCAAACAAUAAAUUGCAGUGUCUUCCAGAUAAUUUAUGGCGAGCACCGAAAUUAAAGGAAUUGAACGCGUCGUUUAAUCUGUUGAAGAUUUUACCUAGUCAAGUUUCGCAAAAUAUUUCACGAAAAACACAAAGGGAGGAUUGUUUAAACAAUAGUCCUAGCAGUCGAAGUUUAGCAUCGCAAUUGGCUAUAUCACGUGAAGAUUCCUUGGAGUUUGAGUCAUUCACUAAAAUAGCAAAUGCACAAAUUAUCGAGAUGGAUCGCCCUCAUGUUUGGACUAAAUCCGUUCAAGUAUCGGAAAAGGUUUCAGACGAUAAUGAAAGUGGAGCAAGGUCGGUGCUUACAUCCCUGAACUUGGCGCAUAAUUUAUUUAAUAGUAUUCCAGUAGCUUUGCCAUGCUUAGCUGUUAAUCUAGUGAGAUUAAAUAUGGCUUAUAAUUCUCUUCGAUCUAUGAGCCAUAUAACAUCAUAUCCGGCGAGUUUAAAACAGUUAGACUUAUCCAAUAAUCAAAUCUCUCGAUGGCCCAGUUUACCACAAGUGGAGGGUGCUGACUUGAUGGAACAAGCAAAUACUGCGUGUUAUUGUCCCGCAACAAAUGUACAGUCACCAAUCGUUCCAGGCAGUAACAGACAAACGGCUACAUCAUUACGCGAUGUAGUUCUCAUGUCGGUUUGCACGCAUAGACGUCACUUACGCUUAGAGAAUUUAAGAACAUUGAUUCUUGCUAACAAUCUGUUGAGUAGAAUUCAAUUAACAUCGAUCGAUGACGGGGAAAUGCCAAAUUUAGAAGAGGAAAAUGUAGACAGAGACACAAGAAUCACUUAUUCUGGCUCAAAAUUGUAUCUUCUGUUUCCUAAUGUUAGUAUGCUCGACGUUAGCAAUAACAAAUUGAAAGAAAUUCCCCAGAACAUUUACGAGCUUAAUAAUCUAUCUGUUUUAAAUAUAAGCGGUAAUCCGGAAAUCAUCGAAUUGCCACCACAAAUGGGUCUGCUUUCCCGUUUGUGGAAUUUAAAUACUCAAGGUUGUAGAUUGCAAGAACCUUUGAAAACAAUGAUCGAGUCGAAAAAAUAUAAAACAAUGGACGUGAUUGGGUAUUUAAAAUCAAUUUUAGAGGACGCUAAACCGUAUGCACGCAUGAAGUUAAUGAUCGUAGGAAUUCAAGGUAUCGGUAAAACUAGCUUAUUGGAACAGUUGAGACAAGAGGGUGAAGUUCCAAAUAAAAAAAAAGCUGCAGAACACUGGGCAAAACGAAUGGGUAAUAAAAAUAUUAACGCGAAGACUGCCAGAGGAACAACGAUAUCUACCGUUGGCGUUGAUAUAGGAGACUGGAUUUAUGAAAAAAAAGUGAGAGGUCAAUCAUCCCAUGGCCCAGUUUAUUUUAGAACGUGGGAUUUUGGUGGCCAGAGAGAAUACUAUGCAACACAUCAAUACUUUUUAUCUAAACGAAGUCUAUAUUUGGUUGUAUGGAGAAUCAUUGAUGGUUUUAAAGGUGUAUCUGAAAUAUUUCAAUGGUUAGUAAAUAUUCAAAGCAGAGCUCCGAAUUCUCCAGUAAUCAUUGUUGGCACUCAUUAUGAUAUAUCGUACGAGCAUAGCGAGGCGUUACAACAAUAUAUCCGUGAUAAGUUUAUAAACGUGGUUGACGCUGAAAAAUGUGGCUUACCAAAAGUCAUGGAGACAAUUGAAGUGAGCUGUAAAACGAAACACAAUAUAAAAAUGCUAUGUAAUUUGAUAUACGAUGUUGUAUUUAGUUUAAGAUCACCCGGAAGCAAAGAAUUAUUGCUUGAACAAAAAGUUCCUGCCAGUUAUCUUGCCUUGGAAGAUGUGGUAAUACAGCUUGCACAUGAUAGGAAAUUGUCUGGUGCAGAUCCGGUCUUAAAAGCUGAUCAGUAUUACACAGCCGUUAAUAACGAGCUUCAAAAAUUGCAUAGAUCAUUUAGAGAUCCUGCUGAACUACAUCAAGCAACACUUUUUCUUCAUGAAAAUGGUAUUAUUUUACAUUAUGAUGACGCUACGUUAAAGGAUUUAUACUUUCUUGAUCCACAGUGGCUUUGCGAUAUGUUAGCACAUGUAGUAACAAUACGUGAAAUUAAUCCUUUUGCCAGGUGUGGUAUAAUGAAAUUAGACGAUAUUCAACAUGUUUUUAAAUCCUCUACGAUAUCGUCUAUAGAUACCCAAGGAUAUAUCGUUAGCUUGUUAAAUAAGUUUGAAGUUGCGUUAACUUGGGAUUAUCGUACUCUAUUGAUUCCUUCUUUAUUGCCAACUGAAGAAGAUAUUUUAAGAAAUAAUCAAAUAAUCAAAAUUCCUGUAAAAACACGAAGCUGGCACAUACGUUCUAAAAAGAUUACAUCUCCGAUGAUAACAUUUCAAAAUUCUACUGGAGAAAGUAAAUCAAGUACGGAAUGUGUAUUAACGUCUAGGUCACAACCAGAUUGUUCUGUCACACGGCUGCUUUUAAUGUCUUAUUUUCCUAGUGGUUUUUGGUCGAGGCUCAUAACUAGAAUUUUAGCCGACGAUGCUAUUGUUGAGAUUGUGAUGUCAUUUCUAGCGCCUUUCAAAGAUUUCGUUGAUGAUAAUAUUUUUAUAAGCUUGUUAGAUACACAAGCUGAGUGGGUACUCUGGCAAACAGGGAUAGAGUUAAAAUAUUCUAAUAUUACUUUACUACGCCUCAAAGAAGUCAAUUAUAACUUAAAGAAUUCACCGUAUGACUAUAGACAAUUUAAAUUUAAACUGAAACAAGAUGGAAUAUGGUGUACAGUAGAUUUGAAGAAUUCGGCAAUUUUAGAAAUUUGGUUUCCAGUUGAUACUUUAGUGAUAAAACAACCCAUUAUGUCAGACUCAGCCGAAGAAGAACCAAUGGGCUAUCAAGCAAUUGUAGUAGAACCUCGACCAGAAAGUAUGCCACAAUUAUUGGCGCUAAUAGUCGAUCAUAUUGAUAUUUUAUUAGAAGAUUGGUAUCCUACAUUAGGAACACGUUUUGUGCAUACAUCCGAGGGUAAACUAUUAGUCACACGAUUAAUACCGUGUCCACGUUGUUUAUUAAAUAAUGGAGAAAACGAAAAUGAAAUUAGUGAUACUGAUCGUUUGACGGAAGAUAUUCAAAAAUAUUAUAUAAAUAAAGAAAGACAAAGUCAGGAUAGUUAUAAAUCUGAUGGCGAUAGCGGUGUAGGAUAUGAUAGCUUAACAUCAAGCAGAAUGCCAUCUUUAGAGGGUCAUCCAGAUAUUAUUAAACAAAGCACUCAGUUUGAAGGUAUUUUAGCAUAUUCCUGGAUGGUUGAAGAAUGCAUUUUGUCUGCCUAUAGUAAUAAACCAAUUAGUUGUCCUAAACACUCUGAUAUACCAUUGUCACAUGUAGCUCCAGAUAUUAUUUUUAUGGAUUUAGGAUCGAAACACUUAAUAAAAUCAGAGGAUGUUAAAUUAGGGAAAUUAUUAGGUCGUGGAGCAUUUGGAUUUGUAUUUAAAGGUGUCUGUCGCUUACCAGGAACUUAUCACAAAGUUGAUGUUGCCAUUAAAAUGUUGCAACCAGUUCCGCCAGGUCCAAAUUCAAAACAAUCUGCUAUUCUUGCUUAUAAAGCUGCACAAAGUAAAUGGGAUAGAGAUCCUUUACAGUAUGCUUGUAAAGCCUACUGUACUGCAAGACAAGAAUUAAAUAUUUUGUUGACACUCAGACAUACAAAUAUUGUACCUCUAAUUGGAAUAGUGGUCAGUCCACUAGCACUAGUACUAGAUUUGGCACCAGAAGGUGCAUUAGACAAUGUAUUGAAAAAUUACAGACGUUCUGGUGCUAAAUUAGAUCCAUACACAUUACAAGCUAUAAUUCUCCAAGUAGCAAAAGCAGUAGAAUAUCUUCAUCAACAACAUGUGAUUUAUAGAGACUUAAAAUCAGAAAAUGUUUUAGUUUGGCAGAUGCCUUUGCCAUUUCAAGAUUACCCUGAACAUCCUGUUCAUGUUAAAGUAGCUGAUUAUGGUAUAUCCAGACUUACAUUACCAACUGGUGCUAAAGGAUUUGGAGGAACAGAAGGAUUUAUGGCACCUGAAAUUAUUAAAUAUAACGGCGAAGAAGAAUAUACUGAAAAAGUUGAUUCUUUUUCAUUUGGAAUGUUUAUAUAUGAAUUGAUCACUUUAAGACAACCAUUUGAGGGUCAUGAAGCAGUUAAAGAAUGUAUUUUAGAAGGUGGAAGACCACCAUUAACAUACAGGGAAACAUUUCAUCCUUGUUAUGCUCUUGAUUUAAUGGUUAUAUGUUGGGCUCAAAAUCCAAAAGAUAGACCUACUGCAAGUCAAAUAGUUUCCAUUGCAUCAGCACCUGAAUUUACGCAUCUUAUAGACGUCAUAUUAUUAACAGAAAGAACUCAAGUAACUGCUAUUACUAUGACAAAUAGAACUAUAGAAGAAAAUUUAAGUGGAGAUGAAAUUUGGUUUGGACAUAAUAAUGGUGAAGUUGAUAUGUUAUUAGGAACACAGAAAGGUUGGUUACAACAUGUUAGGAUUGAGACUCCUAUAAUACCAUAUGCAAUGUGUGGAGUAGAUGGAUACAUAUGGAUUGGUGAUGAUAUAGGGCAAGUGCAUGUUUAUUUAGGCAGUAAUUUUGGUUGUGUUGCCAGUUAUAAUCUUGAACCUGAUCAUAGUAUGGAAUCUAAAAUAGUAGGUCUAAUUUAUUUGGAACAAAUAAAACAAUUUGCAGUAGCACUGCAUAGCGGUAAGACAUUUCUAUUGUCAAAUUCUUUCACACAAAUGAAAAAGAUGGAAAUUACAACUGAUAUUCAAGAUAAUAUAAAGACAUAUUCCUUGGCAGCUGUUUAUAAAAAGAAACGAAUAUUGGAGUUAUGGGUGGGACAAAGUUUUGGUAAAGUAUCAAUUUAUGUUUUAAAAGACAACAGCUUAAUAGAUACAGUACAACUUUCUCAUGUAACUGGGGAAACAGCUAUUAAAAAUUUAUUUGCUACACAUUUAUUGAGUGCUGAAAAUUCUGUGUUAUCAUACACAUAUCCUGGAUGUAUUGUGUAUCAAUGGGAUGUGGAUACUAGGCAAAUAAUAAAUAAAUUAGAUAUGUCUAAAUUAGUACCUUGUUCAGAAAGUUUAAAGUCCAUUUCUAUAGAAGAAAAUUUAUCAACAGAAAAGUGCCAAGUAACAGCUUUGGAAGCUUGUAGGAAUCAGUUAUAUAUUGGUACUACUUGGGGAUGUAUUGUAGUAGCUGAAUGUAACUCUCUUAGACCGAUUACCGUUUUCAGACCUUUCGAAGGUAAAGUAUGUCAAAUAAUAUCAUUUAAAUCAACAGAUGAAAAGAAAUUAGUACUAGCAACUGUUGGCCAAGGUUACAGAAGUUUAAUUUCACGAUAUACAGAUUUUCUGAUUGACAGUUUAGAUGCAGAAGAUCUUAAACAUAGUAUGUAUACUCUCUUAUGGAGAUCUGAACAUUGGUCAGCUGCUUAAUUAUAAUUUUUUAUGACAAGGUAAAGCCAAGAGUGCUUUAUGGUGCAAAGAUAAAAGUGAUAUAACUGGUUGAGAAUUCUAUACGUCCAUGAUAUAUUUUAGUCUGUAGACUUUAAGCUUUCUAUCUUGCCUCAUCUUGUAUUUUUUGAGCUGAAGAUAAAAAUAUUUAUCUUUUAAUAUGUCCAAGCUAUAUGGUGCUUGAUUGAUAUAUUCUCUGCAAAUCUUCAUUUACAAAAUAAUCAUAAUUUAAGCAGGAUAUUUUUAUCUUUAUGUGAUGUAUCACAAUAUAGUUUUAUAACUUAUUAUAUAAGUACUUAGAUUUUUAAAGUAAUGAUACAUUCAUUUAAUAAAAAGGAAAAGGUAGAAAAAGGGAUUAUUAGCCUCGCAACAUAUUUGAAAAAUUAUUUAAUGAUCUCUGAAAUAUCACAAAAUAUUUGUAUAUCGGAUACAGUUUAGCAUAUGUGCUUUUAGUUGAUGGAAAAUCGGCAAACAGGUACAAUUAAUGUAAUACCAAUGUAACAUAUUUGUAUAAUGUCUGCUUAAAAAUCUUUCUUGAUAUAGUCUAAGACUAAUGAGUGAUAAAAAGUAAUGAUUACAAGAUGGUUUUACUACUAAAAAGAUUAUCAAAUUAGUAUAAAGCCAAAUUUUAUUAUAAUUAUAAAAAUGUGAAAGUGAAUUUUUUUAAUAAUAAUUAAACUUAUUAAUAAUGUAUAGCAGGGUGUGUGUUAAGAAUGAAAAGUGAAUGUUAAGAGAUAUGAUCUAAUGCUGGUAGUUCUUCCAUAGUUUCAAUGUUAUACUUAAGAAUUAGGUCUUGA
Bombus pascuorum is the source of this 9176-nucleotide messenger RNA. RefSeq names its product leucine-rich repeat serine/threonine-protein kinase 1 (gene Lrrk). Gene Ontology annotation, biological process: protein phosphorylation. Gene Ontology annotation, molecular function: ATP binding; protein binding; protein kinase activity. The coding region runs from base 976 to 8361 and encodes 2461 amino acids. The transcript is spliced from 2 exons. Lineage: Eukaryota; Metazoa; Arthropoda; Insecta; Hymenoptera; Apidae. The record is from RefSeq and is a predicted model, not a curated record.